Haliotis rufescens (red abalone) is the source of this 823-nucleotide messenger RNA. RefSeq names its product WSCD family member CG9164-like. The transcript has 2 exons. The coding region runs from base 25 to 786 and encodes 253 amino acids. The record is from RefSeq and is a predicted model, not a curated record. NCBI's taxonomy places the organism in Eukaryota, Metazoa, Mollusca, Gastropoda, Lepetellida, Haliotidae.
ACGCACGCGCACAUACGCACACAAAUGCAAGAAGCCAGUUAUAAUUAUAUACAUAUAAGUGCAGCCAGUAGUGACAAGUUUGUCGUUAUACAAUUAAGAAGGUUUUACGUAUGGUUAGGUUUUGCGUAUGUUACGUGCUGUCUUAAAAAUAAAUAUAUAUAUACAUAUUAUUGUAUUGAACGUUAUAACCGUGUUGACCUUCACCUUGCAGGUAUCGCAACUGGCAGCGUGUACAAUGACGUCAUACUGAAGCAGCACGGCUUCCCCGGGGAGGGGGUGAGAGACGGCAGAGUGGUGAUGGUGAAGACCCACGAGUGGGGGAGCGAACAUCGCCACGCGUUCUCUCGUGCGGUACUCCUCAUUCGUGACCCCUUCGACUCCCUCAUGGCGGAGUUCAACCGGCGUAAUGGAGGUCACAGGGGUCAUGCGCUUCCACAUGAUUUUACCAAAGGCUGGCAAACAUACGUCUCUCUUCAAGCACGUGGCUGGGUGGACAUGAACACCGACUGGCUGAAAUUCGACGGAUCUCUCCUCAUUAUGCAAUACCGAGACCUCCAAACUAACAUGCUCAACGAAACCAGAAGGCUGUUCAACUUCCUGGGCAUGCGCGUCACUGACCCGGAGCUCGUGUGUAUGAUAGCCAACGCGCACGGCAACUUCAAGCGACCCAAGGUUCAAGUGUCUCCACAAGUACCCUACACGUCUUUCAUGCGAUCGACAAUUAGGAAUUAUAUACAGAAUGUAACUGACGAAAUACAAAACUAUUAUAAACUACGAAAAAGUUAAUUUAUCAUGUCAAUAAAAAAUAUUUUGUAUUUUUUUA